Messenger RNA from Mytilus californianus (California mussel), 3553 nucleotides. RefSeq lists its product as uncharacterized. The transcript is spliced from 7 exons. The record is from RefSeq and is a predicted model, not a curated record. NCBI's taxonomy places the organism in Eukaryota, Metazoa, Mollusca, Bivalvia, Mytilida, Mytilidae. The coding region runs from base 83 to 1756 and encodes 557 amino acids.
CACUAGACUGUUAAAUGUUUACACAUUGGUUUACAGGAGAUUACUUCCUCAAUCGUAUGAAGUAAUUAAAAAGUAGUUAACAAUGACAUUUAAGAUAUAUUUCAUCACAUCGGUGAUAAUUCUUGUAUUUCCCAUUCCUAAAGUUAUGCAUGCAGCAGAACCUGAAAACCCGUGUCCAAGACAACUGGACCAUAUAAUGGUAGAUAUGUGUUCAGACGAUUCUGUAGUAGAAGAUAGCGUUUAUGGAACAAAAGUCGUUGACAGCGUAUUACUUCGUAUAACGAAACAACAAAACAACUGUAUAUGUCAUGUUAGUCUACAAAAUACUUUCACUAAUUAUACUAUAUAUAUGUCCAAAUACGAUGGACAACCUAAUGCGGCCCCAGAACAACAGAAGUGUGGACUUGCAGUCGAUGUUGAUUAUGUAGAUACAUCGGAUACAACUCGAUCUCUUCAGUCGAUCGAAUGUAACAGUGGGACUAGUAUCAGGUCAAUUGCUUUGGGUGGCAAUGAGCUUAAACUUAAAUCAAGGAUACUAGCAGGUGACUUUACCAGAGGAUACUGUAUGCAGAUAUUUAAAAAUCAAGCAAUAUAUACUUGCAAUAUGAUUGACCAAGUAAAUUACGCAGGUAAAGAUGGUGAUUGGAUAGUAACAAACGGUACACAACACACAUCCUCUGAUGAGUGUAAACAAUAUUGCCGGAAUACUGAAACUUGUGUAGCUGUUCAUUAUGAGCAUAAAAACAAUUAUUGUUUUGUUUACAACCAGACUACAUCAAUAGAAUUAAAAGAUAAUUCAACUUACUCACAGAAGCAUUGUGUCGACACUCAAAAAUUGAAAAUUAGGUGCUUCCCACCAGAAUCGACCACCCAAACAAGCCGGGGAACAACUACAGAAUCAACCACCAAAACAAGCCAGGUUUACCCUCCAGAAUCAACCACCAUAACAAGCCAGGUUUACCCUCCAGAAUCAACCACCAAAACAAGCCAGGGUUACCUUCCCGAAUCGACUACCAAAAUAAGACAAGGAACAACCACAGAGGACAAUCGUUCAACAAAAACGAAAACAGUAACAACACCAAUCAGCGAUAGCUCCGUGACAAGUUCUUAUACUCAGUCAACUAUAGCGGCAGAGAAUGAUACCACCAAAGACGAGAAUUCCGAUCUGUACGUUUAUCUUGGAGCAGGAGCUGGUGGAGUACUCAUGAUACUAUUGCUUGUUUCCAUUAUUAUGUGUAUAAGGAAAAGGUCAAAUGAGGCAUCUCUAAAAGAGUCUAAGAAUUAUUCAACGAAACAAUUUUGCAGUGACAGCAAAGACUCCGAUAAUGACUAUGAUGGAUUGAAAGACAAUAUUUUGUAUGUUUCCUCGGAACAAAAUGAUAUUGUGGAGGACGGAAACACUGAUACUGUUGAUCUUGAACAAAAUCGGAAAGUUCAUCAACGGAUCACCUCUGAUGGAGAUUAUAGUACUGUUGAUGGAAAAUUUAGCACAAUAGGUAGCGACAAUGAUAGUUCGCUAAGCAAAUCAAAGCCAGUUAUUAAACCAAAACCAAAGACAAAUGCAAAUGUAAGUUUCAAAAGAGGAUCAGACGAAGAGACAAUACAUUUAUCUACAAUGGACAAUGAUAACAAUGAGUAUGCCGUUGUGGAUAAAGGAAGAAAUUCAGAUGCUGUUAAACACAUAAAUCCUGUGUAUGGGAAUGAUACAGAAUAUGCGGUCGUAGACAAAGUAAGGAAAAGCAGUAAUAACAAUUAAAAGAAUUUGAGUUGCAUCAAAUAUACAUAUGCAAUUGUUUACAAAGCAAAUAAAAGACAAGUUUAUGGUUAAACAAACAAUUAACGUAUGUCUUGAUAUUUAUAAACAUAUAUGACUGUAUGAAAAAAAAUGUACUUCAGAUGAAUACAGAAACCAUAAUGUAUGAGGUAAACAACUUCAUAUCUAUAUUUGUAAUAUGUAUUUAACUAUAAAAAAUCAUUUCUUGUAACAUUCUCAAAUUCAUCAAUUCAUAAUUUCUGCAUCAUUCUAAAAUUUGUAGAUAAUACUUAGAUGCUUUUUUUCAUACCAAAAAUAAUUCGACGGUAUCAUGGGUUUGAAGUGUUGUUUCUAUGAAAACCAUGGUUUUUAGCAAGAAACUUACAAGUAUACAUUUAAUUGUUAUUGAAUAUUAGAAUUUUGACAAUUCUUGCAAUAAACAGGGUAUGAUUUGUAUUUACACAAACGAAAAAGUAUCAUUUUUAUAUUGAUUCAUUAUUAAAAUCUCUGACUUAGCUUGAUUACAUAUUUAGUGUACAUGUAAUUAGUUUCGACUCUGAAAUGUUCUUUAAACAUAAAAAUUCUGUUUACUUCAAAUAUUUAUACACUUAGAAUGUGUUUGCUUGAUAUAUUUCUUAAGAAAUCUCCAUCGAUCAUGUUGAUUUAAAAGUAAGAUUUAUCAUCAUAAAACGUAUGUCCGUUCUUUAAGAAAUAAAAACCAUGGCUUUGAUAUUGGUUUUAUUUUCAAUUCAGCAUGACAAAAAUCCGUACUUGCAUGCACUCUCCCUACAAUAAAGGACCUCAGGAUUUCAUUUAUAAAUAGAAAAUAUGUAUUACUGUAUGGCAUGUAGUAAAACGAAUACCAACUGAUGUUACUCGCCAAUUACUGAUAACGCAAAACGAAUUCUAAAUAUAACGUGUAUAGAUAAUAAAACGCCUGGUUUAAGGAUUAAAACAAACUUAAAAAAACUAGCAAUGUGUUGUGACGUAAAAUACUACAAAACUGUUCUUAAGAAUGAAAUUAUGAAUUCUUCUACGUUCAAGGCCGUUUGUUUCAUAGAGACUCAAAAGGUAAACAAUAGAUUAAGGCCUUCUCUGAACAUUUGAAGGUCCCUAAUAUGUAUUGGCUACCUAAACUCACAAAAAGGUCAAUAUCGUUCCAUCUCAGCUUCCAGUUUUCUAUUAAUAAUCGUUCUGUGCUUUGAACUAGUUCCCUUACUAAAAUUUCAAUACGUUUUAUUACCUUUUGUAAUAAAGCAUAUGAAAAAAAAAAUGAAAUACAUUAUUUUUGAUGUGUAAAAAAUCUUUAGAUGUUUUAGAAAAAAUACGUGCUUUUGAUUGUCAUUUCAAUUUGGUUUACAGUUAUGACUUUCGACACUUAACUCUACCCCUCUACUCAAUCUUAUCAAACAAAAGUGUUUAUUUAAUCAAAUGAUCCUUUGGGAAAAUCUAAUUGCAAAUUUGCUGCAACUCAUGAAAAGCCUUUCUUCCCUUAUGCAAAAGGUCAUUACGCUAGAUAUACUUACUGUAACUGUGAUGAGAUGAUAAACGCUAUACAUUUUCUCCUUGACAACAUUUAUGUUAUAAGAUUUAUCGACAAGUUGUAGUUUUUUCUAAGUGAUGUAAUGAGAGGGUGAUAUAUAUUCUUUAUCGACGUUUGUGAGUGUUACCGUUUUCAUUCCCCCUUAAAUACAUGUAUGUAUAUAAAAAGUACUUGAAUAGCUUUUUUAUAUUUUGCCAAUUCUUCUAUCAAUCUGUGGAUUACAUUUUGAAUAAAAGCUUCAGAAUUUUUGUCAAUUA